Messenger RNA from Nothobranchius furzeri (turquoise killifish), 6498 nucleotides. RefSeq names its product B-Raf proto-oncogene, serine/threonine kinase (gene braf). Gene Ontology annotation, molecular function: ATP binding; protein kinase activity. Gene Ontology annotation, cellular component: cytoplasm. The record is from RefSeq and is a predicted model, not a curated record. NCBI's taxonomy places the organism in Eukaryota, Metazoa, Chordata, Actinopteri, Cyprinodontiformes, Nothobranchiidae. Gene Ontology annotation, biological process: protein phosphorylation; Ras protein signal transduction.
AAUAACGAAUUCGAGAGUCAGUCGGAUUCUCGUCUCGGUUCUGUACGGAGUAUCUGUCGCCCCCUGCCGGCCGCAGCACCAAUCUGCGUCUUUCUUUUAUUUUUCACUCCGCUUCUCGCAGUUUAAAAUGGCGGCGUUGAGCAGCGCCGAGUCCCCACCGCCCGUCUUUAAUGGAGACGCCACAGAGCUGGAGCCGGGCAGGGACCGCGGCCUGGAGGAGCUGGGCACGGGCUUGGACUCUUCGUGCUCGUCGGGGAUUCCCGGAGGUCCCCAGGAUGAGGAGAUCUGGAACAUCAAACAGAUGAUCAAGCUGACACAGGAACACUUAGAGGCUCUACUGGAGAAGUUUGGAGGAGAACACAAUCCUCCCUCCAUAUAUUUGGAGGCCUAUGAGGAGUACACCAGUAAACUGGAUGCCUUGCAGCAGAGGGAGCAACAGCUGCUGGAGGCCAUGGGAAACACUACAGACUUCUGCACCUCCUCUCCAACACCAGGCCUGCUGGAGGUCAAGAUGGGAGGUUGUGGAGCUGGAGGAGCUCAAGCCUUUCCCUCUGCCCCUAGCACGUUAGCCGUCCUCCAGACCCCCACAGAUGCUGGUCGAGCCAACCCCCGCUCCCCUCAGAAGCCCAUCGUCAGGGUCUUCUUACCCAAUAAGCAGAGAACUGUGGUCCCAGCCCGCUGUGGGAUGACUGUGAGGGACUCCCUGAAGAAGGCUCUGAUGAUGAGAGGACUGAUCCCAGAGUGCUGUGCUGUCUACAGAAUACAGGAUGGAGAGAAGAAGCCGAUUGACUGGGACACAGACAUCUCCUGGCUGACGGGAGAGGAGCUCCACGUGGAGGUGCUCGAGAACGUGCCCCUUACCACGCAUAACUUUGUAAGGAAGACCUUCUUCACGCUGGCCUUCUGUGAUUUCUGCAGAAAGCUGCUGUUCCAGGGUUUCCGCUGUCAGACCUGUGGCUACAAGUUUCACCAGCGCUGCAGCACAGAGGUUCCACUCAUGUGUGUCAACUACGACCAGCUAGACUUGUUGCUUGUCUCAAAGUUCUUUGAGCAUCACCCGUUCAGCCAGGAGGAGGUGUCCUCAGAAGGAACCACCCCCGUGUCUGAGGUCUGUCCGUCCCUCCCUCCAUCUGACUCUAUUGGGUCUAUGUGCCAUACCACUGUGUCCCCGUCCAAGUCCAUCCCCAUUCCAGCUAGUUUCAGGCCCAACGAGGAGGACCACCGCAACCAGUUUGGCCAGCGGGACCGUUCGUCCUCUGCCCCCAACGUCCAUAUCAACACAAUUGAGCCUGUCAACAUUGAUGACCUUAUUCGAGAUCAGGGCUUGCAGAGGUCUGAUGGAGCCCCCCUGACCCAUCCCGCCUGCUGCUUGAGGAAGAACCGAACACGGACCUCAAGCCCCCUCCUAUACCCCAAUGAAAUAGUGUUUGACUUUGAACCUGAGCCCCUUUUCCGAGGAUCCACCACAGGGCUGUCGGCCACACCCCCCGCCUCUCUACCCGGCUCCCUGACCAACGUCAAAGUCCCGCAGAAGUCUCCGUGUCAGCAGAGGGAGCGCAAGUCAUCCUCAUCGUCCGAAGACCGCAAUAAAAUGAAAACACUGGGGAGAAGAGACUCCAGUGAUGACUGGGAAAUCCCUGAGGGCCAAAUCACCCUGGGUCAGAGGAUAGGCUCGGGGUCCUUUGGAACUGUGUUCAAAGGGAAGUGGCACGGUGAUGUGGCCGUGAAGAUGCUGAACGUCACUGCUCCCACACCACAACAGCUUCAGGCUUUCAAGAAUGAAGUGGGAGUCCUCAGGAAAACACGUCACGUCAAUAUCCUGCUGUUUAUGGGCUACACCACCAAGCCCCAGCUGGCCAUUGUGACCCAGUGGUGUGAAGGCUCCAGUCUUUACCACCACCUGCACAUCAUUGAGACCAAGUUUGAGAUGAUCAAGCUGAUUGACAUCGCACGGCAGACCGCUCAGGGCAUGGAUUACCUGCAUGCCAAAUCAAUCAUCCAUAGAGACCUGAAGAGCAACAAUAUUUUCCUCCAUGAGGAUCUGACGGUAAAGAUUGGUGACUUUGGACUGGCAACAGUCAAGUCUCGCUGGAGUGGCUCCCACCAGUUUGAACAACUGUCUGGAUCAAUACUUUGGAUGGCUCCAGAGGUGAUCCGGUUGCAAGACAAGAAUCCCUACAGCUUCCAGUCAGAUGUCUACGCUUUUGGGAUUGUUCUUUACGAGCUGAUGUCAGGAGCUCUGCCCUACUCUAACAUCAAUAACAGAGAUCAGAUUAUAUUCAUGGUGGGGCGAGGUUACCUAUCUCCUGACCUCAGCAAGGUGCGCAGCAACUGUCCAAAGGCCAUGAAGAGACUGAUGGCUGAUUGUCUGAAGAAGAAACGAGAAGAGCGACCUCUCUUCCCCCAGAUCUUGGCCUCCAUUGAGCUGCUGGCUCGCUCUUUACCUAAAAUCCACCGCAGCGCCUCGGAGCCUUCAUUAAAUCGUGCCGGGUUCCAGACAGAGGACUUCAGUUUGUAUGCCUGCGCCUCACCUAAAACCCCCAUCCAGGCUGGAGGCUACGGAGAAUUUUCUGCGUUUAAGUAACUCAAACCCGUCUGACCCUUCACUUCCCAAACAUGGAAUACAUUUUUACUGGUAAGAACUCCCACAAGGUGGGAAAGAGUGUGUCGUUUUCUUCCCUCGCCACCCUGAAGAAAACAUCACCUCAUCAGGUCCGGUCCUCUAGAACGAUGACCACAACACCCAAAACAGAACCAGAAACGGGACCAAAAAACACAAAAUACACAAAAGGAUGUGCAUGAAAACGGCGUGGAGAGGGAAUCUCAAGGACUGGACCAUCCACUGAAGGGAAAACCAGAGGCUGGGUUCUGAACCGGGCCACUGAACUGCACUUUGAGCAAUGCCAGAACCGGGCCUGUGGAAGAGGUCUCCUGAGAUGAGCUGAAGGUCACUCAGCAGGACUUCCUCCUGAAGGACAAAGACUUGAAGGAUUAUUUUGUUUAGUUUUUGUUUCUCACCUUUCAGACUUUUGUCAUCUUUUUGUCCCGAGUGUGUUCUGACGACCCGUUUUGAGGAAGGUUUUCUUUCUGCUCACACCUUCGUUUGGGCUCUUUGAACUCGGUUCUAUGAAGGUCUGUUGGUUUGUUUUGUCUCCAGCAUUAAAAGAAUCACAGUGGUGUUCCUACUCAAGCCUGAUGAAAGGAUCCCAGACUCAGGCCUGAUUAAUGGAUCCCAGACUAUUCCAGAAGUUGAUCUUUUGGUAGGUUUGCUGUUGGAGAUUUGUGUUUGGAGUUGUGUUUUCUGAGAGGAUUCAGGUAGUUUUAUCUAAAUGCAUUAAAAGCUCUCAUUCUGCUGUUGUUUUGGAGAGUUUAGAGGACAGGUUAUUUUGGUUUUGAUAGCGGAGAGCAGUUUAUUUCUUCGUUUUGGACACAUUAAGCUACAGUUUGUGUGCAGUGUGUCUGUGGGAGAUUCUGAGCUUCCCUGUUGUUCCACAGUUUUUCCUUAGCUUCCCGUUUGUUUCUGUGGAUGUUGGGCCCGUUUAGUUCAGAACCCUACUGGACCACUCUGUUACCUGCUGAAUGGACCAGCUAGUCUUCAUACUGUUUGCCUUCUUUUCUACAGGCAGGCCUGCAGAUCUGUAUUUAUGUGAUAAUUUGGUUUUAUUUUGUACUUUAUUGGAAACUCUUUCUGUUGACACUCGUUUUAGUGACUCAUGUACUUGCACUUUGUUGAGAAGGAUCAAAGUGAUUUUUAUUUGUUUGGUUGGUGAUCCGGUUGCGUCUGUACCCAUCCUGCUGUGAUGGCUCUGGACGAUAGUGGACCGGUGGAUACCUCUAACCACCCAUCAUGUUCUUCUACACUAACAGCCUCCUGGUUACCGAGGAGGUUCACCACAUCAGACGGAUCUCCUAAACAAACGUGACUUUUACACAAGCUACACGGGCUGGGUUUGUUACCAGAACUUCUGCUGUUACUGACCAAAGGACCCCACUGGUCAUGGGUGUAAAGUGAUGAAGACCAGCUGAGAUCAGAGCUCAGUGAUGAAGUGACCCAGAUGGAGCGAUCUGAUUGGAUGUUGUGGCUUUAUCGGCUAGCUCCAACAAAGGACCUUAACUGUUUCUUUCAAAUGUUCUGUUUGGUUUUAUUUUAAUGUUUUAAAUCUCUGUAGGAGAAAUGCAUCACAGCAGCUGUUACAGAACCAAAUAAUGGACUUUUAGGUUUAGUCAGAAUCAAGUCAAAUUCCAAGUUCAAUUUGAAGGUUUUUUUUUUCAUCAUAGAAAUUUUUUUAGUUUUUAUUUUAUUUAUUUUUUACUGCGAAGCCAGGCGGGAACUAUUAAAACAAUUAAGGACCUAAAGUUAGAUAUAACACUCACAAUAUUAACACUGAGAUGGGCGAUGGUCUCUGGAUGCUGACCAGUGUUACCUCUGCUCCCACACCUGCUUCUUCAAGAAGCUGAUAAACCAUCCGUUUGUUUCCUUUCAUGUCUAAUAAAUGAUGUGAAAUAAUUAGUUUUUCACCUUUAGUUAAUUUUAUGCAUUCUUUUCAAAGAUUUACACCAAACAUCUUGCAUCAAAAUACAGACUGGGUGAGUUUAGGAUCCCUGGCUAAUGUCCCUAAAAGUUUUAAAAAUAUUCUAAAAUGAGAGCUGCAAAACCGACUCCGUGUCUUUGUGGGCCGUCUUGGUUCUAGGAGUCCGAAAGUGGAGGAACGUGAGAUGACUUUCGGAGGAGUCGAACUGAGAAUGACACAUCGAGACAAAGUUAAAGCGCUACGUUGCAUCAUUACUCCUUUUGACCUGAUCAGCUGUAAACCCGAUUCAGUGAGAAACAAACUUUUCUUCUAAUUUUGUGUCACCAACAUGCCAGCGAGGGCCCGGGUUCCCGCCUGCUGAUGUGACUGUUGCUAACUACGUCAGUAGUCCCUUGGCAGAUGUUGUCUCUGUUCUAAUUCAAAGACCAUGAGACAGUUGUUGGUGUGUUCAUGAAGGGGUGGUCUAUUUCAUAGAGGGGUUCUAACUACUAACCCAUAUGAACACAAACCAACUGGUGCAGGUAGGGUAAAGGACCUGGAUUCAGCCCUAACAAAUGGCUAACAGCAUAGACCUGGAAAUCACUUGUCCAUUCAUUCAUUCAUUCAUUAGGACUUGCUUCUAGCAUCAGCUUCGGUCUAAACUGUUAGAUUUCUGUCACCUUCCAGACCCAAAUAGAGCCUCGUCAUGAUGGAGGCUUCACUCAUAGCUGCAACAACAACCCUUUAACUUUUAAUGUGCAAGAGUUUUAAAUUAAAAUGGAAAACACACACAGGUGUGUAGGAAAUGUUUCAGAUCAGCUGCUUCAUUCUGAGAAUGAAGACAAUAAUGAAGGUCUGGCCUGUCUUUAUUUAACUAUUCAAUUACUUGGUGUCUAAGAAACCAGACAAACUUGUUGAACAUGGUUGUUCCCUUUGGCGAGUCUCGUGGAUGAUUGCAUCUAGCGAUGCGAGUCUUAGGCCAGUGAACUAAAAUCAGGAAAGGUGUCGUUUCACACUCGGACCGGUCUGCUCUGAGGUAGACUCGGCGCGAAGGGACCCGAGGAUCUCAGUGGAACUCCUGAAGGUUCCACGUGCAGGUUGGGCUCUAACCCGGAUUCCUGCCCUGUGCUGAUCCAGAACCAGCCUUAAUUAAAAACGCUUCUUUCUCUGUGACUCUGUCAUGCCACAUCUGAAUCAGGGAAACUUUAGAUGAAGAUUUAGACUCUGUGAGGAACUAAGCUGCUUUGAGGAGAGCAGAAGGUGCUGAACUGAUACUAAGUAUUACAGAAAUCCAUCUGCUGUGACCUCAAAUCUGACCAAUAUUUAUCCUCGUUGAUUCUUUUCCCCACACUGGAUGUGGCGUUGCUGUGCUCUGUCUGAUACAAAGAAUAAACAGUACCAUUUGUUCUGGUCCAGAGUCCCAAAGAGGCUCCAGUCUUCAUUAUUUAACAGCGUCUGCUGAUGAAGACCCUAAAAUUCUGAUUUCCUGCUUGCUGGGUCAGGAUCCAGACAGACUCACUUUAAAUGCAGAUGUUGACCGUUGUCUUCAGAACUGGGCUCAGUUUUCGGCUCACAGAGGAAGCUGGUAAUGACUUUCAGAGUGUUGGAUAUAAUUUCUCUAAAAACUUUUGAUUUUCUGAGAGUAACUGUUUAGGCUUCACGCUCCUCCGAUCCCAUCCUGUCCAUCCUUGUGUUUGUUUUCAAGGAUCAAACCCCCGUCCUUGCCUGCACCUUAAACCCGAUGGUUCCUUUUGACUUAAUUUUUCUUUGUUCACCUGUAAAUAGUUGUACAAAUAAAAUCUUGUCAGCUUGCUCGGAGGCAUGGAGACUACAAAUGUAACAAAUUCCACGAUGCUUAAAAUAAAGGCGUUUUGAUGACAGAACUGGUUUAGUGUAAAAAUAUUUAUGGCUGUAUCAUAAGGAGAAAGCUUAAUGUAUUUGUUGUGAAUAUGAGAAACUGAUAUAUUAAAGAAGUGCAUGAAAAGUG